Molecule: messenger RNA, 2502 nt
Organism: Neodiprion fabricii
Lineage: Eukaryota; Metazoa; Arthropoda; Insecta; Hymenoptera; Diprionidae
Product: putative serine protease K12H4.7
Exons: 9
Coding region: 163-1647 (494 amino acids)
Biological process (GO): proteolysis
Molecular function (GO): dipeptidyl-peptidase activity; serine-type exopeptidase activity
Source: RefSeq, a predicted model, not a curated record
UUGCACUAUCACAAAUGAGUCAUAAUAAAAUCGGUGAAACACAAUAAUACUAAUAACAACACUGAUUUCUGCCAGACAGUUUGUUAGAUAUCUCUAUUUUUUUACUUCAACAGCCGGCCGUUGGUUUUUUUACAUGUUGUUUCACAAUUGAUAGGCGUUAAUAUGCUUUUCAUUCGACUACUUGUAAUUCUGCUAGCUGGCGUUAAUGCUGCAUUAGCAUUGCGCAGUUUUGCACGUGGCAGAAGCAAGGGUGGAAACCUAGGAUCACCUGUUCUCUCUAAAGAUUACGUGCCAGUUGAGGAUCAGUGGUUUGAACAAUUUCUUGACCAUUUCAAUCCAACCGACGCUAGAACAUGGAAACAGCGAUAUUUUACCAAUUCCGGAUUCUACAAGAAAGGAGGGCCAGUCUUCCUUAUGAUUGGCGGGGAGGGAACUGCUAAUCCAAAGUGGAUGGCAGAAGGAGAAUGGAUUGAAUAUGCAAAGCAAUACGGAGCCUUGUGUUUCCAAUUGGAACAUCGCUUCUAUGGCAAAAGCCACCCGACUGCCGAUUUGAGUGUGAAAAAUCUCAUGUAUCUGAGCUCUGAACAGGCACUGGCCGAUCUUGCUUAUUUCAUCGAAGGGAUGAAUCUCAGACAUCAGAUUCCUGCAGGAACCAAAUGGAUCACUUUUGGCGGAUCUUAUCCAGGUUCUCUGGCUGCUUGGUCUCGAGCCAAGUAUCCUCACCUUGUUCACGGAGCCAUGUCAGCCAGUGGACCCCUUUUGGCACAGAUUGAUUUUCAGCAAUAUUACGUUGUAGUCGAAGAUGCCUUGCGAACCCAUUCCCAGGCAUGCAUAGAUGCAGUCGUUACUGCCAAUAAACAAGUUCACAUAAUGUUGCGUCAUCCUCUUGGCCAGAAGGGACUUGCAGAAAAAUUCAAGUUUUGCGACCCUAUCGACCCCGGUCACACGAAAAACAAUGAUAUAGCAAAUAUGUAUGAAUCACUGGCAAGCAAUUUCGCUGAGGUAGUACAGUACAACAAGGAUAAUCGUAAAAGUUCAAAAACGGCCAACAUAACGAUUGACACGAUCUGUAACAUCCUGGUAGAUGAGAGCAGAGGUACACCUGUUUCUCGUCUAGCUCAGGUUAGCAAUUUACUUCUCAAGGCAAACGAUGAGAAAUGUUUCGACUAUAAAUAUAACAAAAUGAUCAGUGAACUUCGGAAUGUCAGCUGGGCUGAUGAGGCAGCAGAGGGAGGUCGACAAUGGACUUAUCAAACCUGCACCGAAUUCGGAUUCUUCCAGACAUCGACUGCGCGACCUCAGCUUUUCAGCGAAACUUUUCCAGUAGAUUUCUUUGUUCAGCAGUGCACUGACAUAUUUGGACCAAGAUACAAUAUACAUCUCCUGCAAUCUGCGGUCGAACGUACCAAUACAAUUUACGGAGCUUUCGAUUUGGAUGUCAGCAACGUGGUAUUUGUCCAUGGAAGUAUUGACCCGUGGCAUGCUCUUGGCAAGAUAAAGUCCACCAACCCUCGGGCACCAGCCAUUUACAUAAACGGCACGGCCCACUGCGCCAAUAUGUAUCCUCAGUCGGAUAAUGAUCCACCACAAUUGACCGAGGCCCGGAAACGCAUUGGUCAACUGAUUGGUCAAUGGCUUAAGAACUGAAAGACUGAUUUAAAUGAUAUGUAUUGUGGACGAUAAUAACUCUAAAUCCAAGCCAAGCUUAUCGAUAUGAUACAAAACAAGAUGUAAGUAACUUGGCAAAUCGUGAUAAUGUUCUACAGACUGUGAAGUUAUAUUUUAUACAAAGACAUGAUAUAUAUACCCAGUCGUUAAGUUUAAUCUUAAAUGUGAAUGUAAGUUUCUUUCUCAAUGCUGUUUAGUCUAUUUCUUUUUGAAACACGUUUUACAAUAAAGCGUUUUAGAAAGAUUAUUAAAAAAGAUACUGUUCACUUAUUUGUCCAAUAUUUCGUAAGCAUGUAGCGACCACAUGUUUUUGAAUGACCUAAUUAUCGAAAUCAAUUUUAAUUUUCUUCAAAUAGUUACGUGAUUGGUUUAUAAUAAAUUGGAAGUAAUAGCAGCAUUUCAAAAUUAUACAAUCAAUUUCAUAAAUAUAUUUAUUCUAAUACGAUUGUCAAUACAUUGACUAUAACUAAUUUCUAUUUAUAAUAUACAUAACAUGCCUUAGAGUGUUACACCCACGAAUCUCUUUCAAUUUUAACACUGCGUCGUGCAUGGAGUAAAAGUCUUAAUAAUAUAUUCAGGUAAAGUAUGUGAGCGCCUAUUAAUGGCAGCAGUAUAUUUUACCUUGGAAAUCGCGAAUGACGAAAUAUAAUUAUAAAAUCACUAAGGUUACAGUGAUGUAAUUAGUUGUUUAACAAUAAUCCGAAGUUCGUUGUAUGCUGAACUAUAUGUAUAUUCUUGUGAUUCUGACUGUCUCGAGUUUUUUUUCUUUGUUUUACGUCGGAGCUUGUUCGUUAAUAUCUAUCAGUUUUAUCAGGGUGUUUUAUUUUUAUUUCU